Molecule: messenger RNA, 3140 nt
Organism: Archocentrus centrarchus (flier cichlid)
Lineage: Eukaryota; Metazoa; Chordata; Actinopteri; Cichliformes; Cichlidae
Gene: capn1a
Product: calpain 1, (mu/I) large subunit a
Exons: 22
Coding region: 113-2242 (709 amino acids)
Biological process (GO): proteolysis
Cellular component (GO): cytoplasm
Molecular function (GO): calcium ion binding; calcium-dependent cysteine-type endopeptidase activity
Source: RefSeq, a predicted model, not a curated record
CAGCCAAGUUUGCCCUUCCAGCGUUCAGUGCAGGGGCUGUUUAUCUAACUCAGCUCAUUGGGAUUCCUUUUGAGGCAAGUAGAGAGACAAAGGAUCUUGUCAGCACUAAUUCAUGAGGUACCAAAUCAUGUAUCCAGUUGGAGGGAUAUCUGCAAGCAUAUAUGCCAACAGGCUCCGGGCGGAGGGCAUGGGCUCCAAGGACCAAGCUGUGCUCUUUGCCAGCCAGGAUUAUGAGGCACUGAAGCAAGAAUGUCUGGAGUCAGGCUGCCUGUUUGAAGACCCCUAUUUCCCUGCUGAGCCUCCAUCCCUGGGCUUUAAGGAACUUGCCCCCUAUUCUGCUAAAACAAGAGAUGUGGAGUGGAUGAGGCCCACGGAACUGACAGAAGACCCUCAGUUCAUUGUUGGUGGUGCAACCAGAACAGACAUCUGUCAGGGAGCAUUGGGUGACUGCUGGCUCUUAGCAGCCAUUGGUUCUCUCACACUGAAUGAGAGGCUUCUUCAUCGGGUUGUCCCACAUGGUCAGUCCUUCCAAGAUGAGUAUGCAGGAAUCUUCCACUUUCAGUUCUGGCAGUUUGGCGAAUGGGUAGACGUUGUGAUUGAUGACAGAUUGCCUGUGAAGGAUGGAGAGCUCAUGUUUGUCCAUUCAGCUGAGGGCAAUGAAUUCUGGAGUGCACUCCUGGAGAAAGCUUAUGCUAAACUGAAUGGUUCCUAUGAGGCUCUGUCUGGAGGGAGCACCACUGAAGGGUUUGAGGACUUCACAGGUGGUGUGUCUGAGAUGUACGAGCUCCGUCGAGCUCCUAGAGAUCUCUACAGGAUAAUUGGCAAAGCCCUGGAGAGAGGCUCCCUGUUGGGCUGCUCUAUCGAUAUCACCAGUGCCUUUGAUAUGGAGGCUGUUACGUUCAAGAAACUUGUGAAGGGCCACGCCUAUUCGGUCACUGGUCUGAAGGAGGUGGAUUUCCAUGGCAACAUCGAACGCCUAAUUCGAAUACGUAACCCUUGGGGCCAGGUGGAGUGGACUGGUGCAUGGAGUGACAAUUCUUCUGAAUGGGAUGAGAUCGACCCCUCUGAACGAGAAGAUUUGCAUCUGAAGAUGGAAGAUGGAGAGUUUUGGAUGUCCUUCAGUGAUUUCACGAGGCAGUUUUCUCGACUAGAGAUAUGCAACUUGACUCCAGACGCCCUGAGUGAUGACGGUCUGAGCCACUGGAACACCAUGAAGUUCUACGGCACGUGGAGGCGAGGCAGCACCGCUGGGGGCUGCAGGAACCAUCCCAACACGUUUUGGAUCAACCCUCAGUAUAAGAUCACAUUGCUGGAGGAGGACGACGACCCAGAGGACGAUGAGGUGGCGUGCAGUUUUUUAGUAGCCCUCAUGCAGAAGGACCGUCGCAGAUAUCGACGCCACGGUCAAGACAUGCACACCAUUGGCUUCGCUCUGUAUGAGGUUCCAGAGGAGUACAGAGGCUGCCAAAAUGUCCAUUUGAAGAAAAAUUUCUUUUUGCGCCAUUCAUCGUGCGCUCGCUCGGAGACCUUCAUCAACCUGCGGGAGGUGAGCACACGCCUCCGUCUGCCCCCUGGAGAGUACCUGAUCGUUCCAUCCACCUUCGAGCCUGGUAAAGAGGCCGACUUUGUCCUCAGGGUGUUCACUGAGAAACAGUCAGAGACUGAAGAGCUGGAUGAUGAAGUCUCUGCCGAUUUAGGAGAAGAUGAAGAAAUAACUGAAGAUGACAUUGAUGACUCUUUUAAGUCCAUGUUUGCCCAACUAGCAGGAGAGGACAUGGAGAUUUCUAUUCGCGAGCUGAGGACCAUUCUGAACAGAGUUAUCGCCCGGCACCAAGAUCUGAAGACUGAUGGCUUCAGUAUGGAGUCCUGUAGGACCAUGGUCAACCUGAUGGAUAAAGAUGGUAGCGCCCGUUUAGGACUGGUGGAGUUUCAGAUCCUCUGGAACAAGAUCCGAAAGUGGCUGGUCAUUUUCAGACAAUUCGACCUCGACAAGUCAGGAGCCAUGAGCUCAUAUGAGAUGCGACUUGCUGUGGAAGCGGCAGGUUUUAAGCUGAAUAACCAACUGCACCAGAUUUUGGUUGCUCGGUAUGCAGAGAAUGAGAUGAUUGACUUUGACAACUUCAUCUGCUGUUUGGUCAAGCUUGAAGCCAUGUUUAGGUCUUUCCGGCAGUUUGUCAAGGAGGAAUCAGGACAGGCAGUGAUGAACCUGACAGAGUGGCUUUACCUGACCAUGUGUGGUUGAAGAGGACCAUCUGUUAAGGUGGAGGGUAUUGAAUAAAGGCACAGUGCCUGCAGACUGCCACGAAGCUGGAGCUAUGAAGACCCUUUAGCCCUAGAAACCUUCAGGGUACAAAUCCCAUCUCAGCUUAAAUAAAAGUUGCAAAAUAGCUGCAUAACAGAAAACCAAAGUCUAACCAAGCCAACAUAGUGUAUCCUGGACAUAUUUGAGGAACUAUGCAAAGCUACAGCAUGUAGCAGUCACUGUGUGAGAGAAAUCUGUCAUCUUUAUAAAAACAGCAUGGCCACGUGCAUGACAGAAAUCACUAGCUGCAAUGUUUCACGCGAGUCGCUUUUUACAUUAACACUUUAGUUUUGCUGUUAGUGUGCUCAUCACCUGAAAAUUUCACUCUUUGAAAGCUGUCUGAAAAUCUGUUUCUGUGGUACUUUAAAAAGUGUUAUAAUUUCUCAAUCAUCCUGCAUUCAUGUUUAAUUUUUUUUUUAAACUUAUUUUAGAAAACCAGAAGUUAUCACUGUGGUGUCAAGUCGGUAGUUUCAUUCUUACACCUGUAGGUGUCAGUAGAGAUCCAAUCUGAUGUCAGUGACAAACUUGAAACAUUUUAUAGGUACUCAAGUUUAAAAAGUUCAAUACAUUAAUGUUCUUUAGAUGAAGUGAAGCCACUGACCUCUUAGUUUAUUACGUUGCACUUGAAUUGUGGUUGAAGGAAGCUGCUUGAGAAGUUGCCUCACAUUAACACUAGUUUAUCAAUUCACUUAAAUGACAUUUACUGGAAUUACGUGAUACUGAUUGCCUUAUCCACACACACACACACACACACAGUACAGCUACUAAAAUGUGCCACUCAUGUGUUUUGUGUUAUGAAUGUAUUUUGUGCCUUCAUUAAAUAUUUCUCUCAAAAGUU